AUGUCUAACCCAAAUAAAAUCGAUUCAAUUGUUGCAAACGGAUUCUAAUAUAAUUUCUUCAAUAAAUUAACUUAUGAAGAAAUGAAAUCUGAACUUUAAAAAUUUGUAUGUUUCAUCGAAUAUUUAUUGUAGAUUCAGUCAAUUCAUGAGUAGUAUGAAAAUGGAGAAGACUUCUAUAAGGCUUACGAGAUUUAUGUGAUUGGGAGAGAGAAAUUAGUUUGCAUUUAAGGUUUUAAUGAAGUAAGAACAUUCUUAAAUAUUCUUAUUAGGAAUAACUUACUGAUUUAAUCAAUCAUCUUGAAACCAAUGAAAAAAUGAUCAAAUUUCGUGAUUUCUAUAGGGACUGUAAGUAUUUUGGUUAGUGAAUGUGCUUUAGAAUACUUUCCGCCUCGUCCAUAACAAGUGAAGAACUUUUAAACCCACAAGGAGAGAGAAUUAAGAAACAAAUAAGAAUUGUUAACUCAUUAAAUUCUUAAUAGUUAGACCAAUAUAGUUUUUUCGGCUCAAGAAACAAAUAUUUAAUAAAUUGAAAAUCAAUAAAUUCUUUCAGAUAUUCAACUUGUUCCUUCUUGCCAAGAACUUUAUAAUAUAGUAUUAAAUUAUGAUAAUGACUCCAAAUUGGACAAGGUAUCCUUUAAAUAAUCUCUAGGCUUAUCAAGCAAUACAAUUAAUAGACAGAACCCAACUUUCUGAAGAUCAGAUCAUAAAGUUAUCUGUAAUAGAGAAUUCAUACGAAUUCAUGAUGAAAAAUUUAAUAGAACUGGAUUCGAGUGGAUGGACUUUGGAUAAAAAAAGUCAUGGGAUUAGUAUUUCCUAUAAAUUCCCACCAAAAUCAUCAACAGUCUCUUUGCUAAUGGAAGCCGAAAUCGAAGCUGAUUGUGCUAAGCUAAUGUCUUUGAUCACAGAAGUGGAAUUAUUUUCAAAAUAUGUUCCUUUUUGUAAUCAUGCAACAACAUUAAAAACGUUGUCAAAGACUCAAAAAGUCUGUCUGAGUUAAUUAUAUUUUCCAGUUAUUUCCAAUAGAGAGACCAUAUUUUUAGGGCAAGGAAUAGAUAGAUUAGAGGAGAAUGGAACUAUUGUGUUCUUAUGUAAAUCGGUCGAUCAGGAUCAAUAGUUUUUAGAUUACUAUAACUUAUAGCUUAAUAAAUCAAAGAAUGUAAGAUUGCAAUUAAAUUAUUACAUUUUUUAAAUAACUCCAAUUGAUAAAACAAGAUGUAAAAUUAAGGCUGUCAAUAAUUCUAAUCCAUAAUUGUCCUUCGUCCCAACAUGGCUAGUAGCAUUAAUUGCAAGAAAAGUAAUUUUAAUAAUUUUAACUAGUUUGCAUUUUAACUCAUAGAAAAGAUUGUGAAAUAUACUAAAAAUUUUGAGAAAUAUCCUUGGUACAAGAAAACUUAGGAAAAUCCAGAAUUUUAUUAAUGGUUGUAGAAUAAAAUUGACAACUAUUUUGCUUGA
Messenger RNA from Paramecium octaurelia, 1452 nucleotides. Lineage: Eukaryota; Ciliophora; Oligohymenophorea; Peniculida; Parameciidae. The record is from the annotation of a GenBank genome assembly.